AUGCUCGCGACAUCGACCCGACCCGUACGCACCGCUGCCACGACCGUGGCAACGGUGGCCUUCCGCCCGCACCACCUGGCCUCCUCGGGCACGACGACUGGCCUCCGCUCGAGCGUCGCGUCGUCGGCGUCCUACAAGACGGCGGCGGCCUCUGCACCGCGGUGCUCGCAGCAGCUCGCAGCAGUCCGCUUCGCGCAGCGCUCCAGCAACGGCAGCGCGUGGGCGGCGUCCUCCUCUCCAAUCGCGGCCAGGAUACCGCGCGCCGCGGCGCAGACACAGCUGCGCACCGCGGCGAACGAAGCCCGCGUCGGAGCUACCACGUCGUCGAACGCGCAGUCCGGGGCCAACCUGGCGCAGACGACCAAGACGAGCAAGGGCAGCAGCGCUCCCAGCAGCGCCACCGCGACGGGCAGCAUCAACAGCCACCUUGGCGGCAGCACCAGCAACAGCAGCAGUGGCCGCCAGGCCCUCGCGCCCAACGAGACACUGACGUGGAACCGGUUCCUGGGGCUGCGCAAGACGCGGCGUCGGAUCGGGCUGGUGGCGUCUGUGGCGAGCGCGGUGGCGGCGACGGCCGCGGGCGCAAACAUCAUGAUGGCAUAUGAUCUGGACACGGUGGGCGCGGCGACGCUGGGCAUGGACUCGAUAUUCGUGAUGGGGCUGGGGGUUGUGGCGAGUGGGGGCGUGGGCUGGCUUGCUGGGCCUGCGGUUGGGGAUGCCGUGUUCAAGGUUUUGUAUCGUAGGCUUGGGCCGCAGAUUGCGCAGAAAGAAGCCGAGUUCUUCCGGCGCAUCAAGAAGUUCCGCGUGGACCCGACGUCGUCGUCGCUGAACAACCCGGUGCCGGACUACUACGGCGAGAAGAUCGGCUCCGUGGGCGACUACCGCCGCUGGCUCAAGGACCAGCGCGCCUUCAACCUCAAGACGUCCGGGCGCGCGCGCGGCGCCGCUGCCGGUCGCGUUGCGCUGCGCAAGAAGGGCGAGUAG
Aplosporella prunicola CBS 121167 is the source of this 984-nucleotide messenger RNA. RefSeq lists its product as uncharacterized. NCBI's taxonomy places the organism in Eukaryota, Fungi, Ascomycota, Dothideomycetes, Botryosphaeriales, Aplosporellaceae. The coding region runs from base 1 to 984 and encodes 327 amino acids. The transcript has 2 exons. Gene Ontology annotation, cellular component: PAM complex, Tim23 associated import motor. The record is from RefSeq and is a predicted model, not a curated record. Gene Ontology annotation, biological process: protein import into mitochondrial matrix.